GUGUGAGAUAGGUGUCUUCGUAAAGUGCCCAUCCAGCCGGUUGUAUACAUAUAUAUAUAUAUGUAUGUAUGUGUAUAUAUAUAUAUAUAUAUUAUCAUCGGUCUAGUGGUUGUGUGUCGUUAUACAGUGCCGCCAAACGAUACCACAACAUCCGAUCCCAAAUGAAGAGUUCGGAGCAAAAUGGUUAGAGAGACACGUCACCUGUGGGUUGGAAAUCUGCCGGAAAACAUCCGAGAGGAUCGCAUAAGAGAGCAUUUCAAACGGUAUGGACGCGUGCAGAGCGUCAAGCUGCUGCCGCGGGGCGAGGUGUGCCCUGUGGACGGAGGUUCCGGUGGUUCCCUCGGGGAGGGCAACGAGGGUGGUUCCGGUUCCAGUUCCGGCAGCGGCGGUGGCAGCGGGGGCGGCGGUUCCUCGAUUAACACCGGGGGCGCCUCCGCGACGGUGGCGUUCAUGGAUAUCAAGUCCGCAGCGAAGGCUCACGCGACUGAGCACACUUUGGACGAACGAGCCCUUACGACACAGUACUACGAGCCCCAGCAUCUUCAACAUAGAUUUCCCUCGCACGGAAGUUCGGAGGAUCAUGGCUCGAGUGGCGGCGGCGGUGCCGGAGGCGGAGGUGGAGGAGGCGUCGGUGGUGUCGGGGGUGGUGUUGGCGUCGUCGGAGGAAGUAGCGGGAGUAUCGUCGGAUCUGGUGGCGGCGUCGUCGGCGGAGUCGGCGGAGUCGUCGGAGGCAGUGGUGGUAACGCAGUUGGCGUUAGCAGCGGCGUCGGCGGCAGCGGUAGCAGUGGCAGCGGGGGCGGCGUUGGCGUCGGCGUCAGCGGCAGCGUCGUUGUCGGUGGCGGUGGCGGCGAGAGUAGCUUCGUCGAGUCGAGGAGUUCACACGGUAGCUCGCACGGAGGUUCCCACGGGGGUUCCCAUGGGGGUUUCUACAGCGGAGGCGGGGUUGCCGGGAGUGGAGGCGGUGGCAGCAAUGCCGGUAGCGGUGGCGGCGUCGGCAGCACCGGAAGCGGCGUCGUCGUCGUUCAAGGUCAUCCAGCGGAUCCUAACAGCGGUGACCCUGGUGGCUAUAUACCACGUGGACGUCCACCACCUGGUAGCUCUUACCACGUGACGUCGAGCAGGGCGAGGGAUCGGCUUUACCCGAGGACAGGCCCUUACGGCUCCGGGCCGCCACCCCCGCCCCAUUUAGAUCGUCAUCGGGCACCGUCUUCCUGGUCCUCUGCCUACGAGUCGACGACUUCAUCGAGAUAUAGCAAUGCACCACCACCACCUUCGCCGGCUACCAAUGAUUCCUACCAGGAUGAGCCAGGUGGCGGAGGAGGCGGAGGUGGUAGUAGCAGCAGUGUCCACCGACAACACAAGAAGCAACGUAGAAAAUCUCGAAGCGGUAGUAGCUCACCAAGCGGCAGCAGUCGUUCCGGUAGCAGCAGUAGUAGUCGAAGUGGCAGUUCCGCCGGUAGCACGUCCGCCACAAGCACGUCACCAGGAAGCUCGCCUCAUCGUACUGGAAAUGCUGUUGCAGUCACCGAAGAUCGCAGGCCACUGGCGAUCUGCGUACGGAACCUUCCUGCUCGUAGCAGCGACACUUCUCUCAAGGAUGGCCUUUUCCAUGAGUAUAAAAAGCAUGGGAAAGUCACGUGGGUGAAGGUCGUCGGUGCAGCGGGCGACAGAUACGCUCUGGUCUGCUUCAAGAAACCCGAGGACGUUGAAAAAGCCUUGGAAGUUUCUCAUGACAAACUAUUUUUCGGUUGCAAGAUCGAAGUUGCGCCUUACCAAGGAUACGACGUCGAGGACAACGAGUUCAGGCCGUACGAGGCCGAACUAGACGAGUAUCAUCCCAAAGCAACGAGGACGCUCUUUAUUGGGAAUCUCGAGAAAGAUGUAACUGCGUCUGAACUCAGGAAACACUUUGAGCCUUUUGGCGAAAUUAUAGAAAUUGACAUCAAAAAGCAAGGCGCUGUUUCGAGCUAUGCAUUUUGUCAGUAUUCGGAUAUCGGUAGCGUCGUUAAGGCCAUGAGAUCUAUGGAUGGCGAACACCUAGGUGCGAAUCGUAUCAAACUUGGAUUUGGCAAAUCUAUGCCUACCUCUUGUGUCUGGGUGGAUGGUAUAGGAGAUUGCAUGUCAGAAAAAUACUUGAACAUGCAGUUCCAUCAGUUCGGUCCUAUAACGCAAGUCGUGGUGGAUCGUGAACGUGGCCAUGCGUUAGUCUUCUUCGAACAAAUAAGCUGCGCCCAGGCUGCUGUGAAGGAAAUGAGAGGAGCCGCACUUCGUGGACGUCGUCUUCAAGUGGAUUUCGCGUCCAGAGAAUGCCAGGAAACGUUUUACGAACAUCUGGAAAGACAAGGAGUUGCUGGUGAAAAACCUUGGGACACCAGGCCUUCGCCGGCGACAACCUUCGAUGUUGCGAUUCAUUACAGGAGGGAGCGUAGCAGCUUUGAAUCAGCAGUUACAGUGUCAAAUUCGAGCGGUCGAUUUACGCGUUACGAUACACCCCCAAGAUCAAGGACAACUAGUAGUUACUCUCGUACUUCCGGUGGUGGUAGCACGCCCGGGGCCAGUCCUGCUCAUCCAACGGCAAUGUCGCGUAGCAGCAGGCGUUCCUAUCAAGAUUCAUACUACGACGGCGACUACAACGACCCAACGCCACGUAGAUUUCGAAGUUACGACGAGUUCAGCCAGGGAAGUGGAGCGAGCCACGAUGAUUACCAGAGCAGCGUUCUGAGCGACGGUAAACUCAACGAUGAUGAUUGUCCACCACCCCCAUCGUCUCGACGACAUGCCGUCCAGAGUGUUGUUACCAGCGUGGACCCACCUGUUCCACCGCCACCACCUAUUUUACCUCCGCCCGACAUCAGGCAUCUUCAAAAGGAGCGAGUUCAUUUAUUGGAACAGCUCGAGGAGUGUCACAGUAGCGGCGACGAAGUGGGUUUUGCACCUAAGAAACGAGUUAAGUUGGAUGGAAGUUCAACAACGAUAUUAUGCGAGGACGAUGAACCUGAAAUCGCAUCGUUGUUGGUAACUUCUCAUUCCGGUAGAAAAGGCAUGGACGUUAGACGCGUAAGUGACAGUAAAGUGGUGGUGCAUCAUAGUACGAGAAGAAGUAGCUGUGACGGCAGGGGUCCGGGACCUUGUAAGCGUCGUCGAGAUACUUCUAGCAGACAUCAUGAGCAUCACGAUGGAUCACGACCAGGAACACCUCUCGUCGACGAAAGACCUGAGAACCUUGUGCCGAGCGAGCCAAGAAGAUUUCGCGAAAGGAGUCAUGAGGGUCCUCUGUCGUUACCUUUACCAAGGUUUGCGACUCAGAUGCUGAACAACAACAAUACUAGUAACAGCAACAACAAUACCACCACCACCACCGCCACCACCACCACCAACAACAAUAACAGCAACAGUAGUAAUAAUAAUAACAGUAACAACAACAACAACAGCAACAGCAACAGCAACAGCAACAGCAACAGCAACAGCAACAGCAACAGCAACAGCAACAACAACAAUAAUAACAGCAGCAACCACAACCACAACAACAACAACAACAACAACGGUAACAGCAGUAGCAGUAAUGCUCGGUCGACGAGUAGCAGCAGUCUGAAAGUCACUAGUCCACCUUGUGCCAGCGGGCUCUCGGUUGCGGCCAGCCCUUGUACGGCACCACAGCCACCAGCCUCGCCACCGCCUAGACAUUUGAGCCCCAGUCCAACGAGUUCCGACAGCGAGACGGCGCCCCAGUCUCCUAGUCUCGAAGAGAGAAUACGUUCCCUCGACGAGAAGUAUGAAAAGUGGUCGGGCUCGAGAGCUCUGAGUGCAGCCGGUGGCGAUGCUUUGGCAAAACUCGACGCCAGCGCUUCGGAACGUUUUAAAUUCCGACAUAAACUCCUUGACUUGGAUCUACACGAAGUGCAACCGUCGGAUAUAGUGAAAUCCGUUCUCGCGAAAAGAAGUGUUUUCGACGAGGAUUCUAAACGACUGGAGAACUUCAGUGAAAAAUACGAACCGAAAGAAUUUACGGGCGUUAUAGGCGUCAGUUCGAUGAUCGGUAGCACGGCUGGGCUAACUUCUAGCGGGGGUUGCACCAGUAAAGUUUGUCUGCAGUAUCCAUUUCCUAGUCAUCCGCCGGUGCAAUUGACUAGUACCUCCUCUGUGAGCAGUCACAUCGGUGGUAGUAGCACGAUGCUCUCGACGAGCAUGGUUCCGUUGGUAUUGAAAACGACUGAUCCACGCUCGACGAUGCAGCACAAUUGUGUACACCCAACCCCAGCGACACCGAUCACUCCCGGCACGUCGAUCAAAACCGUCAGUCCGGAAUUACCACCGGUUUCUUUGCCCAUCCGUCUUGCAAGUAGCGGAACGGCAGCAAGCAGUGGUAAUAGUAGCGGUAUAGGGUCGGCCAGUAGCCUUCUUAGUGGUAAUAGUAGUGUAUGUAGUAUUCACAGCCUCAGCGCCUCGACGAAUCGAGGAUUACUUUCUAGUAAUACAGUUUUGAAUAAUUCGUCGUCGUCAGUGGCGAUAUCUACGUCAUCAUCCUCCUCCUGUUCCUCUUCCUCUACCAUUUCUUCUUCUUCUUCUUCUUCUUUAACGUGUUUAACGUCAUCAUCCACCUCGUCAUCCUCCGCGAUAUCAGCAGCGUCUACAAUUUCCUUGUCAGCAGCGGCAACAGCAGCAGCAGCAGCAGUAUCCGGUGUUAUUACGGCAACGACGAUGAUUUUAACGACAGCAACAUCGACAACAUCGAUCCCCUCCACCUCGUCAGGCACGAUACAGCAGACUUUAUCGAGCGGUCAAUAUCAUCAAUCUUCCUUGACAACCGCUUCCUGUUCGGUGCCAUUGUCUUCCACGAUAUCGUCCACGUUCGGCACGUCUUCGUUAUCCUCUUCCUCGGUCGAUGUACCUCGUGCUCGUUUACGAAAGGAGAUUGGCAGCAGUAGCAGUAGCAGUAGCAGGGAGAGAAGAGACUCUCGAGAGGGUAGGGACAGUAGGGAUUCUAAACAUGGUAAAGGGAAGGAUUGUCAGAGAAGAUCGAGGAAAGAGGAAGUCGAUCGCAAGGAUCGGGAUGACAAAGAAAGCCUUGGCAACAAUGACGUCAAUGAAGCCGAUAAUCACAGUAGAGAUUUCAAAGAGACCAAGGAAACGAGGUACGAAAGGAGAGAACGAGAGGAUAAGGAAAGAAGGGAGAAGGACGAUCGGGAAAGACAGGAACGAAGAGACAAGGAGGAUCGUGACAGGCAGGAACGUAAGGAACGAGAGGAAAGAGAGAGAAGGGAGAAGGAUGAGGAACGUAGGGAAAGAGAGAGACUGGACAAGGAACGCCAGGAGAAGGAUAGAAGGGAACGGGAGGAACGAGAACGCGAGAAGAAGGAGAGGGAGGAGAACGAGUUCAGGGAGAAGGAGCGGAGAGAUAAGGAACGGUUGGAACGUGAGAAGAGAGAACGAGAGGAAAAGGAGAGGCAGGAACGUAGGGAACGCGAAGAAAGAGAGAGAAGGGACCGGGAGGAACGGGAGAGGAAGGAACGUGAAUUGCGUUUGGAACGGGAGAAGCAGGAGAAGGAACGUCUCAGGAAGGAACGAGAGGAACAGGAAAGGCGAGAGAAAGAGGAAAGGGAGAGAUUGGAACGGGAAAGGAGAAGAGAGGAAAAGGAACGUCUUGACAAGGAGAGGAAACGUGAGAGGGAAGAGAAGGAACGUUUGGAACGAGAGAGGCGGAAGGAGAAGGAGGAACGCGAGAGGUUGGAGAAGGAAAAACGUGAGAAGGAGGAGAGGGAAAGGUUGGAGAGAGAGAAACACGAACGGGAGAAGAGAAGGGAGCGAGAGGAUCAAGAGAAACGCGAGAAGGAGAAGGUCGAACGAGAGAAGAGAAGAGAUCGCGAGGACAAGGAUAAGGAAAAACGUGAACGCGAAGAGAGUAGGCGUCAACAACCUACCGAUAAUCAUCUACAUCAAUCGGUAACGCAAUCUCAGAUCCAACAGGCUUCUCCAGCCCCGGUACCAAUAAAACGUAGGUGUUCGUCCCAAGAUUGUCCCACCGAAGACGAUACCAAACGUAUGAAGAUCUCUGAUCAUCGUAGAGACAGCAAAGAUCGGCCUAGACAGAAUAGAAGAUCGGAGGAUCGCAAACAUCGCAAUGACUCUCAUCGUUCUAGUCGAGAAAGUAGGGAAAGUAGAGAGAGCAAAGAAUCUGGUGGUAGUACUGCACAAGAUACCAGGGAUACGACUCAUGCCGAUGUUAGGGAAUCCACCAGAGAGAAUAGAGAGAGCGUUAAAGAGAAACAGAGAAGUAAGAGAAGAUCUGAAAAGGAAUCGAGGGAACGUAGUCCUAGGGUAUGUCAGGAUGUCGACAAAGAAUUCUUAUCGAGAUUAGAACUCUCGAAACGCAACGAAACGAAUUCACCGAACGAGCAAACGUCUACGGCUUCUAACCACUCGAGAGAGCCGUCGCAAUUCCAUCAACAGCAGGCUUCUUCGAAUCAACACAGCGACGUUGACGAUGGCCCUACUCACGAUAUGCAAGUUGCACGGCAUCCUUCGGCAACCGAUACAGACAGCGACGAACCCAAGAAACAUUCGAUAUUUGAUAUUGUAGACGACGAACCGGCUUACAUCAGUAUGUACGAUAAAGUGAAGGCACGUUCGACGAAAAAUAUGCAGAAAUUGGAGGAGGAGAAGCGUCAAGUGCGUUUAAAAGAUAAGUUUUCACAGCUGAAGCAAAGCCGUGCCAGACGAGAGGAGAAGAAACAAAGUACAUCUUGGGAUGGAGAUUCGGUCAGUAGCAAGGCUUUAACCGAAGACGAGGCUACGUCCGAAUCGGACUCGGCUAGAGCAAAGUCUUUGUCGAGAAAGGGAUCACGGUCUCGAAUUCAUUCCGACACUAGCGAGGAAGAAGAAUCCUUUAACAACAAAGUUCGAAAGAAUGUUAAAACGGAUAGAUUUCUUGAAAGUGACGUGGAUCUUGGCUUUGCUGAUACAGAAGAGAAACAAAAUCCAUUGGAGACCAAUGUUGUGAUCAACAGUGUACAUGCCAGUGCAAAGGAGGAAGUACGUACUUCCGACGACGACGAAAGAAUCACGUACCAAACGAGUCAUCCAACGAUCGUCGUCAAUAAUCACGAAAGAGAUUCGCGCAAGAAAUCGCAUAAAAAGAAGCAAAAGCGUCAGAAAAAUUCGGUGUCCAGCGAAGAAAGUUCGAAACUCGAAUCCACCGAAACUACGGAUCAUAAAAGUAAGGCUAACGUUAUAUCGACUGAUUCGGAAUGUCGUUCGAAUCAUACGACUGAAUCUGUAACGAUUAGUACAUCGACGGCAACACCAGUGGCAGCCAUUGACAAUGCUGAAGAAAGGAUGCGCGCUGAUAAGAAACAGAGAACGAAGAAGGAUAAAAGAAGAGAACGAAACGGAGAAGACAAGGUUAAAGCAAGAAGGAAAAGAUUGAAUAGACAAGAAGCUAGAGAUUCACAAAGAAUGGAAGAUAUAUUUGGUCCGCUUUCCGACGACGUUGAUGAUCCACCACCUCCAGACACCUUCUUUGAUAGACUCAGUAAUAUGACAUCUGAAAACAACGCUUAUGUUUCUGACAGCGAUGGUGGACGUAGUCCAGUUCUUGACGUUGAAAGAGUUAGAAGAAAAACAGAGAAGAAACGACAGAGACAUCAUCAGGAAGAUGAGAAUAGCGUUGACCUCGCUGAGGCUGGACGAGAAAUCGAGGCUAAACUUUUAGGUCUACCAAAUUCACCAAAAUCUGCAAUUGCUUGUACAGAGUCCAAUGAACACGACGUUUUCCGUUUCACUGAUGAUAAUGAUAGUGUUGAACCAUCUACUCCGACUACCGUACCCGAAAAGGUUAAAGAAAAGAAAAAGAAACGUAAGAAAUCAAAGGAAGAACGUAGUCGGAAAGAUUAUCAUCACCAUCAUCAUCAUCAUCACCAUCAUCAUGAAAAGACCGGUGAAUUACCUUAUCUUGGCGCGGACCCAAGUCCUCCGAGAGCAAGUAGUCCUUUGAUUCCGAAAACGUUGUCUCCGACUUUGCCAGCUCUUAGAGAUACAUUGUUAAGUCCUAUACCCAAGGUUGUAACGUCGAACACAUCAACGGUUUCAGCUAUCAGUACUCCUAUUGUAAGCGGUGUCAUUCAACCGCCAAAGCCUGAAAAGAAGAAAGAGAAAUUUAUUCCUGGUUUUGGAAUAGAAAUCGAUGAAACUAUUCACGAAAAUGCAGUUAAAAGUAUCUCGGAGCCUGAGGAACGUGAAAGUGGUUGCCAAUCUCGUAACAGUAGAGACGAAACAGAAGUCUCUGUUUCAACAACACCACCUGUUCAAAAUGAGGAUAAACCAAGAGUCGCUAUAUCUCAGGAAGAAACAGAGGAUGCUGUUGCAGCGUUGUUAGAAGAAACUUUCGGUGGUUCUACCGAAGAUUUCUCUUACGAAGGAGAGGAAGAGGACAAUGAGGUGGAUGGUACAACUGGUCCUCCAGCCGAAGCACCCCAAGAGGAUGUUGAGGAGAUGCAACAAGCGGUUGAAAGUUUGAAUGCGUCAGCAGUCGAAGGUGAAGAUCUAAAACCUGAUACUCCUCAAAGCGAACAUGAUCUUCAAAUAGAUACGGAUACUGAAGAAGAUCCAAAUUACGAGAACUUCGAUCUAACUCAACCACCGAAAACACCAGAUAUUCCGUCAUUUUAUAAAUCACCAACAAAGACAACACCAACUACGGUGACACUUGCUAUUGUUGCAGCGGAAAAACCCGUGGAAGCUCGUUUACCACUUAAUCCUGUAAUUCCCAAAUCACAGAACUCUCCAAAUUCAGUAAUCGCACAUUCUUGGAACCUUAAUGAACAUAAAUCUCGCGAUACGACAAAAACUGUACAAAUUGAUACGGUAGAAUCCAAUGUUACAAUAGCCAGUCCUGAAAGAGUCUCACAAUCUCAUCGGACAUCAACAUCAUCACCACCAACAUACAAACAACCAAUGUUGGGAUCGUGUAACGUACCGAUCGCAAAUGAAACUUCACGAAUUUCGGCAGCUAGUCCAAGACCUUCGACGAUUAGUGUACAACCUCUGUAUCAAAGACUACCAGUUUCACCUCAAUCUCAAAUGGUACCAAUGCGUCAAGCUUCUCCAAGAAUGCAGAAUAUUUCAACACCAUCUUCGUCUUCGCCAUCGAAUAUAACGCCUUUACCACCACUCGUCCCAUCAAGAAUACCACCUUUGAUACCAUCACAAUUAUCUCCGAGAAUUCCACAACCGCUUUCACCGAAUGGACAAUGGAAUCGAAACUCGGCAUUGAGUCCUCAUGUGUCUACCGUUGGAAAACCUUCACCACCACCAACUAGAAUUGCAGUGAGCGUUCCUAUUUCUGCGCAUAGACCAGAGGUAACAGUACAACAGAUCUAUUCAACUGCAGCAACUCAACAACCAGUGAUUCAACAUGCUGCUGGUUUGAGACCGCUUACACCUAGUUAUCCUCGAGGUGGUUUGCCACCAUUAACUUUAAAUAUUCCACCACGUCCUUACAUGCCAGUACCACCAUUGGCACCGGGUAUACAAGUAAAGAGUUCAAGAGAUUCCGCUGCUUUAGGCAACAAAUCUGUAAUCGAGACAUUACUCUCAGUCAAUCCAAACGAACCACCACAAAGAUUAGAAGAGCCUAAAUUAUCACCCGCUGUUAUACCAGAGUCUACAAACAAGGCCUCGACUUCUCCGAAGGUUCCUUCGCCUAAUCAACCACCUACAUAUAUACCAGAAACAGCUAAAAUUGAAAUUAGUGCAAGUACAUCUAGUCCAGCAUUUGGAAAGUCAGCUAACAUUACAGAAAAUUGUCCUUCACAGUCGAGAUCUCAGAAACAAAUACCCGUGUCUGUAACAGGAGAUAACAAUGUUCUUUCUCCACGACCUAAACAAGAAUUAUCCCAACUCUUAACCACUCAUGUACCACGUUGUUCUACACCUAGUCCUGUGAUCAUAGCACAUGGACAAUCUCACAUAGUCCACAAAUCUAUGGUACAUGGUCUGGGACCACCAACAGUUUCUUCUGCUAAUCAAUCCUUAAUUAAAACGGUAGUACCAAUAGUAUCUCAACAAUUAACACCAACAGUAUCUCAACAAUUAACACCAACAGUAUCUCAACAAUUAACACCAACAGUACAGUCCAUAACGACCGGUGACAAAUGCAUCAUUCCACAAACGACUGUAUCUUUCUCUAGUUGUCAAAGAAUGUCACCUGUUCCUCAAACGACUUCGCUUUCAAAGUCUCAUUUACCUGUUGGUCCUUCAGUUUCACAAUCAAUAAUAACUAGAGUCGUAUCAACAACUGUGUCAACUGUAUCAACUACUUCGAUAACUGACAAUGUAAGAGAAUGCAUAGAACCACGUAUAGUACAGGCAGAAAAAUCAGCAACAGAUUCUGAGGCACAAAUAGGACAGACUACGCAACCUAUGCAAUUAACACCACCGAUACAGUCGACCCAACCUAUUGAAAUUAUUAAACAAGAACCAGCUGUUAUUAUAAAGCAAGAAGAUACAACAUUAAAGGAAGAAAUGAAAUUUACUAUUCCAAAAACAGAGCCACCUUUAGAACAGCCAUGUGACACGGAUAUAAAACCUAAGGAAGAGAAACAUGAAUUCGUUGAAUCGGAAAAAUUAACAUCUUGCGUUCCAAAAACAGAAGUAUUGAACAUUCUUGUACCAAAACUCGAGGAGGAGACAACUGUAAAAUCUGAAGUUGUAAGCGAAGUAAAAGAGGAAGAAGAUGAGGAAGAAGAGGAAGAGGAAGAAGUGGUAACAAAAGAAAAUGAAGAGGUUGAAUUGGAUGAAGAACCUGUCGAAGAUCCAUUGAAAGAACCAAGUACGGAUCCGCUUGCUAUAGACGUGACAAAAGAAGAUCCAACUGAUAGCAAAGAAGAUAGUGAUUAUUGGUCGGCCAAAGAAGUAAAUAUAGAAAGCGUAAUAAAGAAAGUGGAUGCCUUGUGUGAUGGCGAAGGUAACGAUGCGGAAGAAGAUGUACAACAUAAUCAAGAAACUCACAAUAAUUCUCUGGAAACAGCAAAGAGUGAAUCUGAUUGGUUCGAAACUGAAACGACCGAGGAUGAAAAUAAAAAGAAUACGACAGUUAAUGACGAUCAAGAUGAAGGUGUGGAGACAUGCGAGGCAGAAUUAACGAAGAGUCGUCGUGGUAGAUCAAAAACGAAACGAGGUGCUAGCGGUCGCGGUGGAGUUAGACGUGGUAGAACCAGUACUGCAGCAGCUGCACAUAAAAGAGGUGGAAGAACAUCUAGAGGAAGUAAACAUCAUGUUGCACAUAAGUUACCUUAUGCCGACGUUUACGAAUUUCAUGACGAUAGCGAAGAGGAUAAUCCUGGUCGUCCUCGUCUGAUACUCACCAUUAAAUCUGGACCACACACAACUGUUAAAGAAUUGCCUCUGGAAGAACUAGUUUCACCAGCUACUAACACAAGAAAGUCUAGAAGAUUAGCAGAGAAAGAUGGCAGCAGAAACACUGUUGAUGAUGUCAUCGAAGAUGUAGUACGUGCAUCAACAAAUAAGAAUUUAACGAGUGGUAAUGUUGGUAGUAUACAUACUACAAGAAGAAGUACUAGGCACAACAAUGCACCACGCAAUGUACAAACUGCACAACCUAAAGUACAAAUUACAGAACCUCGAAAAUCACCAAGAGGUAGUCGUAAAGCGACAAGAAGGACUUCUGAAAACAAUGACGAUAGUGGAGAGGAGAAAUUUAUUAAAUUGGUUGUUACCACGAAGAAGGUUGAGAAUAAAAAUGAAAACAUUGUGACUGAAGAAUCUAAUCCAAAAGUGGAAGAGACUAAUCAAACGUUGACACCACCUGAACAAAAAUCUGUAUCUCUUGAACCAACAACAUUGAUUGAUCCAGUUACGGGAAUGUUAAUACCAAUGAGAGAAUCGGAGGAAGGUCAAUAUAUACCAGUUAGUACACCAGCUAAUCAACAACAAACUGCUACUAAAACGAUGAGUGAAAUUCGAACUGCUAAUGUUACUGUUAACGAAAGUUCAAUCAAUGAAUCAUUGCAAUCAAAAUCAUCAUUUGAUAAUACUAUUACAACGGUUAAUGAAGAAUUAAAGAAAGAACAACCUGUGGAAACUAUACCUUGUCAGCCAAUACAAAAUCAGCUGAUAUCGUCACAAGCUAGUGUUAUUACAAAGCCUCAAUCUCCAAUUAUUCAAGCUACUUCUACCAUCACAGUCGUGCAAUCAUCUACGACAUGUACAACUGUUACAACUAUGUCAACAAUACCGAGUGUAGUUCCAUCACAACCGAUAUUAACUUCUGCUACACAAAAUAAACCUACGAGUUUGAAAGCUCAUGUAUUGAAUGCAAGCAAAUUAUCGACUCAGCCUCAGCCUCAGCCUCAAGUUCAGCCUCAAGUUCAGCCUCAAAUUCAGCCUCAAGUUCAGCCUCAAGUUCAGCCUCAAGUUCAGCCUCAAGUUCAGCCUCAAGUUCAACCUCAAAUUCAGCCUCAAGUUCAGCCUCAAGUUCAGGCACAAGUUCAGCCUCAAGUUCAGCCUCAAGUUCAGGCGCAAGUUCAGCCUCAAGUUCAGCCGCAAGUUCAACCUCAGGUCCAGCCUCAGGUCCAACCUCAGGUCCAACCUCAGGUCCAACCUCAGGUCCAGCCUCAGGUCCAGCCUCAGGUCCAGCCUCAGGUCCAGCCUCAGGUCCAGCCUCAGGUCCAGCCUCAGGUCCAUCCUCAGGUCCAGCCUCAAAUCCAGCCUCAGGUCCAGCCUCAGGUCCAGCCUCAGGUCCAGCCUCAGAUCCAGCCUCAGGUCCAGCUUCAGGCUCAAGUUCAGGCUCAGGUUCAGGCCCAGGUUCAAGCUCAGGCUCAACCACAACUGCAGACACAGUUGCAGCCGCAGCCACAACCACAGCCACAACAACAACAGCAGCAGCAACAGCAGCAGCCUCAGCCUCAGCCUCAGCCUCAGCCUCAAAUUCAGUCUCAGUCUCAACCUCAGUCUCAAUCUCAAUCUCAAUCUCAAUCUCAACUUCAGCCACAAUCUCAGUCUCAACCUCAGCCUCAGCUUCAGCCUCAGCCUCAACCUCAACAACAAAUUGUUAUUACGAAGCCUGUAGUUCCAAUAUUACCAAGUCAGACAGUAGUGCAAAAUAUUAUCAAACAACCGACUCAAGCAAUACAAAGUCUUCAUUUGCAAAUUCCUGGUGGUAGAGUAGUCUCACCUAAUUUGAGUCCAUGUACAAAACAGGCACAAGUAAGUACAGGGAAUGGAAAGCAAGGACAACCAAUGUCACCAGUACUUAAUAAUACAGGUGUACCACCCAAUCCUAAGCAACACCUGCUACAGGCAGCAAAACAGCAGCAGCAACAACAACCAUCGACCAUAAUAAAUAUGUCUCAAAAAUUACCAAUCAAUGUUCAUCCAGCUAGUGUUGUAUCUGCACCAACUCAGAGAAUACAUCAUCCAGUUUCACAGCCAGUAACAGCAAAAGGCAUCAAUGGGCAACCACAUCCGCUCAAUCCAAAAGCUCAUUUAUUACAAGCAGUAGUACCACCAAUGGUAACUGGAGCAGUUGCAAGUCCUCCAACGCAACCACAUCUCGUUGGUCCACCGACUGUUGGAGCAGCUGUAGGCUGCCCACGUCCAACCGGACCAAAACCUCAAGUAACUGGUACUAUGGAACCUCCUAAAGUAGAAGUCUCUAUGUCUGGUUGUAUUAUGGUGCCCACUGCAAGUCCUCAGAGUCGUGGAGUGCCAAUACCAACUUAUGAUGCGCCUAUGCAUGGGAGUGCAGGUACUGCUCCAUCACCGGGGGCUCAAUAUGGACUUGUGCCUCCACAUCGUACUCAGAGUCCUCCAUUGCCUCCACCUGCUCAUCAUCAUGCUAAUGCUUCUCAGAGUGACGUCGUGAAUCAUUAUGGUGGAUUAUCACGUGGUGCCGAGUUACCUCCACAUUAUAUGCAUCCACAAGUGUUGCAAUAUCAAUAUCUACGUGCUCAACAGGAAGCUUUAACUCCGCGUAUAGCUUAUCAUAUUCCAGGAACAAGAUCUCCUCAUUUACCAUUAGAUCCAAAAUUAGAAACUGGUAUAGAAGAUAGUCAUAGUCCACCUUUAGAAUUAAGGAGAAGUACAAGAACUCCUCAAGAUCGUACAACGGAUAGUCCACAAGUUGCACAGGUUUACAUGCUUCAUGGAAGUACACGAUUGCCACCACCACCACCUCAGUAUAAUGCUGGAAGUAAUCCAUCUUUGGCUGCACCAACUGCAGCGAGAGGAGGUUAUUACGAGCCACCACCUGCUCACUUACGUUCUCAAUAUCCUAUGCCAGCGAGUGAAGCUCCAACGGAUAGUGCGAUUACACCUGACAGGCCAAGAAAGCAUCAAGUAGUAACACCACCUCAUGCAUCACAAGUACCACCACAAGCAGAUUCAUUCCAAAUGUUACUUCAACGUUAUCCUGUCAUGUGGCAAGGAUUACUUGCUCUUAAGAACGAUCAAGCUGCAGUACAAAUGCAUUUUGUUUUUGGUAAUCCUAAUGUAGCUAGAGAGAGCUUACCUUGCAACAGCGAUGGCUCUACUCCACCAUUACGUAUCGCUCAAAGGAUGAGACUCGAACAAACUCAAGUUGACGGUGUGGCAAGAAAGAUGCAGACUGAUAACGAACACUGCAUGCUGCUUGCAUUACCAUGCGGACGUGACGAAGUAGAUGUGUUACAGCAAAGUAAGAAUCUUCAAACUGGAUUUAUCAUGUAUUUGCAACAGAAACAAGCCGCAGGAAUUGUUAACAUUGCUGCUCCAGGUUCGCAACAGCCUGCAUACGUGAUACAUAUAUUCCCAUCGUGUGACUUCGCAAAUGAGAGUUUAGCGCGUAUAGCGCCGGAUUUGCUUCAUCGUGUUGCCAAGAUCGCCCACUUGCUUAUCGUCAUUGCCACGGUUUGAGACUGGACAGCAUUCCGCUUGAUCAUAAUAUCUUACUGGUAUAUUUUCUACCUAUUUUGCGCAUCAUGAGAUGGGAUGCUACAUAAAUGGCAUGAAGCCUCUGGGGGUAUUCCUAUUCAUGUGCGGAAUUUCUAGAAGAUAAGAGAAAGAUAAAAAGAGAGAAAGAAAAAGAGAGAGAGAGAGAGAGAAAGAGAAUAGACCAUCGAGGAAAAGUUUAAAAAAGGGCUCCUUUUAUCGGAGUCUCUCAUCAGUGACAAUCAAAUGGAAUUCGGCACGGAUCACCGGCCGAUCACAUAGAUCGUAAGCCUAUAUAGAACAACAAGGCGUCGUGUCGGGGUUGUGUGACGUAGAGAAAAAUAGAAAGAGAGGCUAGCCCGGUCUAAUUGAGAAAGGUAACCCUCCUAAUCCUUCCCCCUUUCACCGUGUGUGCCUCCCUUCGUAAAACCGUAGAAAAGCAGAAAAAAAGUACGUCCUUUCCGAUGACUUUUAGUACGCUUAAUCGCUGACAGUGUUUGUGGGAUCGACCGACUUUAACUCUUGGUCUUUCUGACAAGCUGGUCAGGCACAACAACCCCAAUUCUCUUUUCUCUCGAUGAAGACCUUCGAUUCUCUCCAAGCGAUAUGAUGUCCACGAAAAAAGACAUUUUUUCGUGUUAUACUAUUACUACUCCUUCCUCUAUAUUAAAAAAAAAAAAAAAAAAUGAAAAAAAAAUGAAAAAAAAUGAAAAAAAAAAGCAAAAACAUAAAGAUACGUCAAAUAAUAAAAUAACUUCACCGUUGCCGCAAACGAGAACGGUCAGUUUCAGCGUGAGAGUUAAUAAUAGAAAAACAGAUACAUAUAUGAAAAAAGAUAAA
Molecule: messenger RNA, 15762 nt
Organism: Vespula vulgaris
Lineage: Eukaryota; Metazoa; Arthropoda; Insecta; Hymenoptera; Vespidae
Product: protein split ends
Exons: 13
Coding region: 181-14907 (4908 amino acids)
Biological process (GO): regulation of transcription by RNA polymerase II
Cellular component (GO): nucleus
Molecular function (GO): mRNA binding
Source: RefSeq, a predicted model, not a curated record